Messenger RNA from Amphiprion ocellaris (clown anemonefish), 2267 nucleotides. RefSeq lists its product as uncharacterized. Gene Ontology annotation, molecular function: cytokine receptor activity; protein binding. The record is from RefSeq and is a predicted model, not a curated record. Gene Ontology annotation, cellular component: external side of plasma membrane. The transcript is spliced from 10 exons. Gene Ontology annotation, biological process: cytokine-mediated signaling pathway; immunoglobulin mediated immune response. NCBI's taxonomy places the organism in Eukaryota, Metazoa, Chordata, Actinopteri, Pomacentridae. The coding region runs from base 115 to 1467 and encodes 450 amino acids.
GGAACUGACUUCUUAUGAAUCAGUGGCACAACAUUUCCUGCAACAGCUCUCCAAAGAUGCGCAUUAAAAACUCCGGACCACAGCUGGCGGAAUAAGUGGAUUAAUCGUCUCAUCAUGGAGUUAAGAAGCCGCGACACGUUAUCUUUCCUCCUCCUUCUGCUCGGACACACUGUGGCUGCGAUCGCUCUGCCUGGUGUUAAUAAUGAAACAGCCUUAAAUCUUGAGUGUACCAAUGACUUUAUCGAUCGGAUGUUUUGCCAACUGGAGCGAUCAAACUGCUCUGAAUACAAUCUGACUCUUCAGAGUAACAGCGUGGAUGAUGAUGAGGAACAUUGCACUUUCCAGCAGUGUGACAGUGGACAGUGUUGCUGCUCUGUUGAACUGAUGCUGAGCUAUGGGGCGACUCACACUGCAACUGUCUGGAAAGGAGGCCACAUCUUGGAGUUGAAAAACAUCACUGUCGAAAAGAGCAUAAAGCCCAAAGCUCCAGAAAUUGUGUCAGUGGAUGAAUCAAAUGGGAAAGUCAAGUGGAAGAGACACUAUGAGGGCGUGUUCAGAGAGAGUCUGACUGCUGAAGUGACUUACGAUGAAAAAGGCAGCACAAAAAAGAUAACAAAAUUUUUCAAAGCAGCUGCUUGUGAUGAACUGGAUUGCUAUCAAAUACCCAGAGGAUACCUGAAACCAAGUACAACAUACAUGGUCAGCGUGAGAACCUUCACAAACUGGAGUGAUGUGUUCAGUGACAGUAGCAGAAAGUGGGAAUUCAAAACUCCUUCCAGUAUCUCCCCGCUCUUGGUCAUCAUCAUCUCCCUCAGUGUCGCUGCAGUCAUCCUCACUGCUGCUAUAUAUGGCUGUUAUGUAAGGGUGAAAACCAAAUGGUGGGACACAGUUGCAGAUCAUCCAAAAUCAAACCUUCUUAUUUUUCCUUCAAACAAGCAAGAGAUAUUUCAGGUCUUGAAGCCUGUGCCUCCCAUCAUCUCCUCCAUCUACGUUGACCCUCUUCUUUCAGAUGACAGCGAGCUGUGGCCAAAGAUGCCACUGACAGACACCAGCAGUGGGAGCUUUCAGCAAAGGAGUGGAAUCAGCACGGGGUCCUCGUGUCUCAAUGAUGCUAAUACAGAUCGUGUUGACAUCACAGCCUGUGUUAAGGAAGCCCUUUGCAGAGACAUCCCCGGUAUCAGCAUCAUAUCACCGUCGACCACCAGUCCGCUUGCAGACUUAAACAAAGACAGCAGUUUAAUCUCCUCUCCUAGUAGCCCAUGUGGUUUCAGGGCUGACGGCAUGAGUUCUGGAUCGUCUGGCUUUGACAAUAAAACCUAUUCCAUCGUCAUGCCACGUCAGAUUACGGCGGACAGCUCUGCUGUCCAGAUGCAGGCUGAAAUACCUUGUGACUCUGGAUACCAUCCCAGUGAGAGCAACACAGUCAACUGUCCUGACCAACAGGUGCCAGGCUGUCUGCUUCCUUGACAACAGGAUGUUAUUUUACCACUUGUGGCUUCAUCUCUGGUGCCAACAGACAUGUCAUAUCAACAGUGCAAUGCAGAUUCUGGGACUUUUUCAAAUGCUGAAGACUCUAGCUUGUGCUCCACCUCUAGUGGCAUCAACACAACCGCCUCUUGUGAUGUUCUGUCCAGUGCUGGAGCUAGAAACCAGGGCUCUGAUAAGGCAAUCAGAGCUGUGACAAAUGGCAAGAAUGAAGAUGCCUCAAUAUGUGACAAAAAUCCCUGCUCCACCUGUGUGCCGACAGAAUCGCACAGUUUUCUUGCAGUGGAUGAUGAUUACCAGGCAUUUUCAAAUCUCGUGGGGCAGCCUGAUGCUUUGAUUUCCGAGCAAAGAAGCACUGAGCGGGAAGAACCACUCACCAACAUCCCACAAAGCUUCUCAAGCACCGUUGUACCAGGUUUCAUGAGCAAUGGCCAGAGUGGCCAACAUCUGUCUGAGCUCCAAACACCUUUUCUCUCCCUGAUGUCUGCUGGCCAGUCUUUGCCUGUAAUGACAGACAGCGGCUAUCAGUGUGUGUAGUUUGGUGGCCUUGACUUGGGUUCCACAGUUUGUACUGGAACAACAAGAAAACAAUGUAACUUGAAGAACCACUGGAUGUAUUGACCAUUUAACAUGAUGUAAACAGCAUGUUUGCCAUGUUGUCAUGCAAAUGUAUGAUUCAAGGAAUAAUGGACCCUGACGUGACUUUAUCAAAGGCUGUUGUAAAUAUUUUGUGUGUUCUUGUUUUCAUUUUUCAUAAAUGGCUCAUCUUUCCACCCUAAGAA